Daldinia childiae is the source of this 1656-nucleotide messenger RNA. RefSeq lists its product as uncharacterized. The record is from RefSeq and is a predicted model, not a curated record. The transcript has a single exon. Lineage: Eukaryota; Fungi; Ascomycota; Sordariomycetes; Xylariales; Hypoxylaceae. Bases 1 to 1656 code for a protein of 551 amino acids.
AUGCUCAGCGACGAUCUUAGGACUGCUCUUGUAGAAAAGGCUGAAUCUACUAAGAGAAGCAUCGCACAAGAAAAUUUACAGGUCGCAGAUGCGAUCGCUAGAAUAGAAAUUCCUACGAUGGAUUUCUCGAUUCCUGACCCCGACUGGAAAGAAAUCCCGCUAGAUUCUGGAUUGCAACUAGAGUGGAUAGAAAUGACAUGCGAAGCUUUUAACGUACCCUCAUGGCCAAAGGGCUCUCAAGCAGAACGAGAGCUUCGCUGGUCCCCCUUUCCGUCCAAGAUGGGCCAUAUAUCUACAAAUGAGAUAAUUAUAGGCGAUGACAUUGCAAACGUCUUACUCAAUUUUUCGGGUCCCCUCGAAGUCCCAACAAGUGGGGAGUAUGUCUGGAAACACCCAGGUCUGGCCAUUCUUCGGGAAUUGGAUGAGGAUGAAGAGGAACAGGAAUUACCUUACGUUUCCGGCGAGGAAAAUAAUAUCGAAUCAUUGGUGAGAAAGAGGCGACGAGAACUCAGCAACUCGUCAGAUUCAGUUUCGCCAGUCAAAGCAGUUCAUGCCCUUCAAGCCAUAGGAAUAGAAUCAUAUCAAACUCCACUUGACGAGCAAGGUCAGAACUCCCACCUUCUCCUCAGUUGCAACGAUACUUCCGCCACGUCGACUCUACUUUCCAACUACCUCGACUUUCAUACCGCAAAAAGGCAAAAGAAUAUGAAAAGUCCCUUCUUCCCAAAAUUUACUAAACAAGUAGACGAUGUCCAAACAAAUGUGAAUUUGAGUGCCUCGACAAAAAGUCAACUGGAUGAAACAUCAGUAUCGAAGCCAGAGCCAGAGAAGGAACCGUUAAUUCCCGCUCCUUGUCCUCCAUUACAACCAGCCCUUACGCACAUGAAGAUAAUAAAGGCGCUGACACUUGAACGAGGCGUAUUUUCCCGCCUUGAGAAAUCCCACCCGGAUAUUGAAAUAAUCGAACGUGAUUUCGAGCGCUGGAAUUCUUCAGCAUGGAAUCGUAAUUCAGUAUCUCGGUCGCCGAUCACGUCACCACUGGCCGCCGAAGCGGACAUAAUUGUUUCGCCUGCCACUGGAAUCGUAAUGACUACGUUGCUUAGAGCUAUACAGAAGCCACCUCCAGGCCAGAAGGGCCUUUCAAAGGUCCGGGAGCGUAUCCGUAAUGUUGCGCUUCGGUACGAACGUCUCAUCAUCCUUGUAUCGGAAGGAAAUCGCGUUGAUGAGACAGCUCGGAAUCUUACGCCUGCAGAGUGUGCUGGAUUUGCUGAUUUUGUCGGCUUCGCUACUGGACUGGACACGAAUGUGCAGGUAUAUUAUGUGGGAGGCGGUGAUGAUACACUCGUGAAAUGGCUAGUUUUUUUCCUGGCCCGCCAUGCACCAGACGCAGAAGCCUUGGAAGAUAUAAUCAUUCAAGAGGAGUCGCUAUGGGAGGUGUUCUUACGGCGGGCCGGUAUGAAUGCGUAUGCUGCACAAGCUAUACUCGGACAGCUCAAAGCCCCUGAUGAUAUUCCCGAAGAACAAGUGGGCAAAUAUGGGCUUCCAGCGUUUAUCAAUAUGAUGCCAAAGGAGAGGGUUGGAGCGUUUCGAAUUCUGAUGGGUGGGGAAAGGGUGUUGAAUAGAGUCAAUGAAGCUCUGGAGCCUCAAUGGGGCUGA